ACCCUUUAAACCCUAAUUUAUACAAAGCAAGCAAUCUUCGCUUCAAAGUUUGAAGUUUAAACACCAAGAAGAAAGGAAGAGCCCUAACUUCUCCCCACAGGCUUUCCCGAGCAAGAGCAUGAGAAAUCAAUCGCGAUUGCUCCUCCGUAGUUUCUCUCGUUCCCUAGUCCGUAGCUCGACGAUCGAGACUCAGUGUUCCCAGGUUAGGAARCUCAAUCCUCAAAUAGCUCGUUAUUUCUCUGGAUAUUCUCAUCAAAAUGUUUCUCCACUUGCCUUUUAUUUGGAAUCAAGAAACAUUACAAGUCGUAGGCUUUCGUCUCAACCGGCUUUGGAGCAGAAGGAUUCUGACCACAUUCUGGUCGCCCAGAUAUUUUCCAAGGACUGCAGUUCUGAUAAGAUCAAGGAUGAACUAGAGUCAAAUAAUAUAUCCAUAAACCACGAUCUGGUCUUGUCGGUCUUGCAGAAUCUCGAUGGGAGCCCGGAGAUUGCUCGAAGGUUUUUUGAUUGGGUUUCAGAGACUGAAAAUGAGAAGCUCAGUUCGAAGAUUUAUAAUUUGAUGUUGCGGAUAUUGGGUAAGAAAGAUUGCGUCAAAGAAUUUUGGGCUUUGGUUGAGAUUAUGAAGAAGAAAGGGUAUGGUAUUUCUAAGAGCACGUAUACUGAGGUUUCGCAGAAUUUUGAGAAGGAAGAAAUGACAGGAGAUCUAGAUAAGUUGAAGGAGGUGUUCACAUCUAAGUCUGCGCCAGUGGAGAAGGUGUGUUCUCGGGUUUGCAACAUUAUUAUUAGAGAAGAAGCGUGGAAUGAAGAUGUUGAAAAGAGAUUGCGAGAUUUGGAUGUUAGUUUUUCUAGUGAUUUAGUUGCUAUGGUACUGAAAAAUCUUAGCCCGUAUCCGAUGAAAGCAUUGAUGUUCUUUUGGUGGCUAGAAGAAGGUCCAUAUUUUAAACACAACCAACAGACUUACAAUGCUAUGAUUAAGGUUUUGGGACGGGAAGAUUGCAUUGAUAGAUUCUGGGCUGUCCUCGAUAAAAUGAGGGACUCUGGAUAUGAACUGGAGAUGGAGACGUAUUUUAAGGUUUUGGGGCGCUUUUAUAAGAGAAAGCUGAUUAAGGAAGCUGUUGAUUUGUAUGAAGUGGCAAUGGCUGGCGCAUAUAAGCCUCCAGUUCAUGACUGUACUUUUCUUCUUCAUAAAAUCUUGGUGAGUAAAGAUCUAGAUAUGGAUCUGUUUUCUAGAGUUCUCAAGAUUUUUACAGAGGGUGGGAAUGUUUUGACUAAGUCUAUCUUUGAUGGAGUUGUCAAGUCUUUGACCAGUGUUGAUAGAUUGGGUGAAUGCAAGAAAAUCUUGAAAAUCAUGGAGAAUAGUGGAUUUGUAGUUAGUGAUGCUGUGCAAAGUAAAAUCAUCUACAGGCUUAGUAGUUCUCGGAGAUUGGAUGAGGCUUAUGAAAUCAUGGAUGAGUUUGAAGCAUCCGGAAAAAAUCCAACUUUUGAAGCGUGGUCAUCUUUAAUCCAUGGGUACUGUGCAGUUGGUGAUGUAGACAAGGCAUCUUCUUGUUUCCAAAAGAUGGUGGAAAAGAAGGGUAUUGCAGGUCCUGGUUAUGUUUUUGAAGUAUUAGUUAAAGGGUUAUGUGACAACAGCAGAGCAGAGGAUGCAUCCAAGUUGCUAUCUGAGAUGGUUAGUGGAAAGCAGCUACGGCCUUUGCAUACUACAUACAAAAUCUUAAUUAAAAAUUUAUUGGAACGAGGGAGUCUUAAAGAAGCUUCGAGUCUUCUGGGGUUGAUGAAGAAUGAUGGCUUUCCGCCAUUCUUGGACCCUUAUAUCAGCUAUAUCUCCAAAUCAGGGACAGGGGAUGAUGCCAUUACAUUUUUAAAAGCAAUGACAACGAAGAGGUUCCCAUCUACAUCUGUGUUUAUCCAUGUUUUUGAAGCAUUUUUCAGGGCUGGAAGGCAUAAUGAGGCACACAAUUUUCUUGCUAAGUGCCCAGGCUACAUCCGAAGCCAUGCUGAUGUUCUUGAUCUGUUUUACUCUAUGAAGAAUGGAGAGGUUGCUGCUUCUACUGCUUUAGUUGUGUAGGCUUCACUCAUCUCUUGUAGUAUUUUGUGAUAUUCAAAUAGGAUGAGUCUUUGGGUUUUGGUAUGCAAUUCAGCCUCACUCCUUUAAAUUUUUUAAUCUGGAGCAUGGUUAAAAUUUUUUAUUGCAAAUAAAAUUCAUGCUUUCAAGACUUUCUCCAGUCUCCACCGGUUCAAUGGUCCACGUCUCAAAUAAGUGGGCAGGUCUGUUCUUCCAUUUAAUAGUAUCUUCUAUUCAUUUCUUUUGUGUUCUUCAGGUGUUUAAAAAGACUCUGGAAUGGAAUAUGGAAUCUUUUUCAAUAGCAUUAGUAUUUGUUUAGUUGGUCUUUGUUCUGUGAUCUUAUUAACUGAGGUUUCUGAUAUAUAAAAGUACGAGUUUAGGUCA
Nelumbo nucifera (sacred lotus) is the source of this 2446-nucleotide messenger RNA. RefSeq names its product small ribosomal subunit protein mS81 (rPPR8)-like. The record is from RefSeq and is a predicted model, not a curated record. Gene Ontology annotation, molecular function: protein binding. NCBI's taxonomy places the organism in Eukaryota, Viridiplantae, Streptophyta, Magnoliopsida, Proteales, Nelumbonaceae. Gene Ontology annotation, biological process: RNA splicing.